Messenger RNA from Aspergillus uvarum CBS 121591, 2760 nucleotides. Its product is annotated as Zn(II)2Cys6 transcription factor. Gene Ontology annotation, molecular function: zinc ion binding; DNA-binding transcription factor activity, RNA polymerase II-specific; transcription cis-regulatory region binding. NCBI's taxonomy places the organism in Eukaryota, Fungi, Ascomycota, Eurotiomycetes, Eurotiales, Aspergillaceae. The record is from RefSeq and is a predicted model, not a curated record. Gene Ontology annotation, cellular component: nucleus. The coding region runs from base 152 to 2713 and encodes 853 amino acids. Gene Ontology annotation, biological process: positive regulation of transcription by RNA polymerase II. The transcript has 5 exons.
AGAGAAGGUGUUCUUCUACUACGUUGUCUGCAUGGCGAUCUUAUUGUGCAGAUCGAUCCGAAGCUAUUUCAAGAUCCCGGCCAUUAGCUCCCCUGGUCGUGGAUUUCUUUUGCUGGAAAUAUUCCCUCAGCCAGAUCGGACCUGAACUUCAAUGCCUCGACCGAGAAGGCCCGGGGCUCCGGAGCCGAAACGAAGGUCGCGCAAGGGCUGCUGGCCUUGUAAAGCACGCAAGGUGAAGUGUGGCGAGGAAAAACCAUCGUGUCUUAAUUGCGAACGCCAAAAUGAAUUGUGUGACUACAGCAUCAGACUGAACUGGGGAGGAAGGACCAGAAGAAAGUCAUCGGUAGACUCCCCGAUAUCGCAUGCAAGCAGUCCUUCAGGAACCUAUGGCUCGUUCUCGCUAUCGCCGGCGAAUACCUAUCAGUCCGACAAUUUAUCGUCCUCGCACUCACUCAAAGCCACAUCUCCAGAGUCCGAGAACACAGCACAAUUUUCAGCCACAGAGGAAUUGCAAUGGGAUGUCGAGCUUUCCGAACAGAUGGCAAUAGGGACUCCGGCAGCUUAUCCUAGAGGGUCGCAUGAUAUCCAUGAAUCUCCAAUCUUUGGCCAGACCCUUUAUAGCUCCAACCGUACAAAUGGCAAGAACUCUGUAGACAGCAUGAGGGCUCUGUCAUCCCGACAGGAUGGGACAUCCCCAUGGCCAAACCUGCCCCAGACCACCGCCGCGACUGCCUUUUCUGUCUCCGCUCCAACUUCUCUGGAAACCCCCAUCUCUCAUCCGUCUCCUGUGGACACGAAUUCCAGUAUAGGUUCUUGGGCUACCUUGAGCUUCUCGCCUGUCACGGCUCUGUCGCGCCCGGUCUCGUUUCUUCGGCACACCUCCGAAUCGCAUCAUGCGACACCCACAGAUAAUCGCAUAUCCGAUCAUGGCAUUGAGUUCAGCAGCUACUAUUCUGCGACCAACGCAAAAGCCACUUAUGACAACUAUCCGGUCCAAGAGACAACAGGCCUCCGCAGCUCAGGUUCACCAUACGCAGAAGAACCAGCCAUGUCGUCAUUAGACGCGAGCGAAGGAGCCCAAUCUCUAGAGGCACAGCCAUCCGAUCGCUCGGAAAGCUACCUCACCAAGAUUAUGAACCGUCCAAAAGCCUUGGUCCGCGACUUGCAUAGCAUGCAGAUGCCCGACGCUAACAUGCGCUUGCAUCAAUAUUCCGACACCUCCAGUCAAAGUAUGGCGCCAACGGAUGCCUCAAGCGCAGAGAGGAAAUGGCAAGCCUAUCUCACGAGCGUCACGGACAAUUACGGUCUGGAUCGCGGUCGUCCUGAUCUGGACGUGAAUAGGAAUGAUGAUCACUCCGCCAUUGAUAUCAACUAUGCUCUUGACUUGAUCAACUCACAGCGAAUUACUCCCCCGAGUUCCACCCCUCGAAGCGGCAACUUGGAAGGCGUGGAAACCGGCACCUUCGAUUGCAGCAAGUACAUGUAUUAUGCUUCGCCUGUACCGAUCAACAUCCCACGCUAUUUGUCUCCGCUGCCACCAUCGCUGGUCAAAACACCGAUCAACCUCAUGUACUUUCAUCAUUUCUUGAACCAUACGGCCAAGAUGCUGGUUCCGCAUGAUUGCGACGACAAUCCAUUCAUAUCCGUUCUCCCGACGAUGGCGAUUAGUGACUCCAACCUGCUCAAUUUGACACUGGCAUACUCCGCUAGCCAUCGGGCGAGAUACCUCGAGCACCCGGAGCCGGCGAAUCGGAUCGCGCAUUGGGUGAGCAACGUCUUCCCAACUCUGCGCUUAGCCCUGGAGGACCCCCACGAGAAGGUCACCGACAACCACCUGGCUGCUGCUAUCAUGCUGCUGUCGUUGAAGAUCGUCUCGCCCAGUACCUUUGAGGUCCCAAUUCCAUGGCAGAGCCACCUUAAACUGGCACGAGACCUGUUCUUCGCUCGGAGGGAGCAGCUGGCCUACCCGGGCAACCUGGUGGGGGCAUUCCUGACGCGCUGGCUGAGCUAUCUUGACAUUGUGGGAACCUUGUCCUGCCGCCACAGCGAGCCGCCCCCCUCGCUGGAUUAUGCAUCCGUUCUCCGCGCAUGCGGUGGUGGUGUCGGGGAGUACGACGAGUUCCACAUCGACUGCUUCACGGGGUUCACGCCACGAACCGGCCGGUUCCUCGCGCAGGUCGGGAGACUGACUCACCAGUGCGACAACGAACGGUUCGACGAGUCGUCGGGCACCUUCAACCCAGACUGGACCCCGUCGCCUGCUGCCGUCGUGGCCGGCGAAGCCCUCCUGGCGGACAUUGAGCUGUUGAAGAUUCACGCCCACGCCAACGGCACCCAUUUCCAUCUCGGUGACGGCAUGGACAGCCUGGCGAUCGACCGGGCGUUCCGGUACGCUGGACUUCUCCAUCUCCACCGUCGGGUGCUGGACACGUCGCCUCGCUCCGACCAGGUCACCCAUGCCUGGGACGAGCUGUGGAAGGCCAUGGUCGAGAUCCGACACGGCGCCUCGGCCGAAGUAGGCGCGUUGUUCCCUCUGUUCACCGCGGGGUGUGAGACCACGGACUCUCAUGUCAGGGCAGAUAUCCAAGAGCGGUUCGCAAUGAUGGAACGAACGGGGAUGAAACAGAUCCAGAAUGCGCGGAAAUUGAUGCAGCGGUGCUGGGAGCAGGAUCUUCCGUGGAUUGCUCUGGCAGAAGGAGAAUUCCUCGGAUAACUUAAUCAAUUGUGUCGUUGAGUAGAGAGGGUUCGGCAAAGUACAUU